Messenger RNA from Paramecium pentaurelia, 894 nucleotides. The record is from the annotation of a GenBank genome assembly. Lineage: Eukaryota; Ciliophora; Oligohymenophorea; Peniculida; Parameciidae.
AUGUUCGAAUUUUUAUUAUAUAUAUAUUAAUAAACCAAUAAAAGGAAUAGAAAAAUAAAAAAGAUAGAUGAAUAAAAGUAAUUGAAAUUAUUUAUUUAAUUAGAAAUAUUAAAUUAAAACAAGGUGUAUAAAUAAUUGUUCUGAUAUCUGUGUUAUAUUUAUUUAUUUAUUAUAAUAAUGUUUUUUAAGAAAAAGGAUUGUUUUAAUAAUUAAGAUAUUUAUUUAUUUAUAGUACUUCUUGUUUGCUUGAAAUCUUAGAAUUCAAAAAAACCAAAUCUGAAGAUAUCUUUAGAUAAAAUGUCAGGUGCAUCAUUGUGUAAAUCAGAUAAACUUCCUAGCUUCAAAUAUUCUCAAAAGAUUGUAUCUUCUAAUGAUAAAGUAUAUUAAUGAAACUACUCUUUUUGAUUUAGACUACUACUUCGUCUAAAAAUAAAGUUUAAAAUUUCAGGAUAACUUCUCAUCUAUCAAUCCUUCUAUUGUUUCUGAGGGAGAUAAGAAUGUAAAUUUGGUUUAAUCUAUAAUUGAAGUUGCUGUACAUCAUCAAUCUUAAUUUAUACAAUUCCUAAUCCAAGAAAAUUUGCAACUUAAAAAAUAAAAUUCAGAUAAAGAAAAAAUAAUCAUCAAAUUCUUAAUUAGAUUUUAGUAAAGAGCAAUUAUUUCAAAAUAUAGAAAGAAAUACAAAUACAUAAUAUUCAGAACAGUAAUAUUUAUAAUUAGAUGAUCUAGAAUAAAGUAUGAUUUAAAAAAGCGAACUCUCCUUUAGGGUUCACAUUUUGUAACACUGAGUUAGGGAAUAAUGUCAGAACAAUUUAAAGUUAGCUAAAGAUGUAAUCUAAUAACAGAGUCUCUAAGGAGUUUUAAAUUGCACUCAAUCAAAGAUAGUUUUACAUUUGA